This is a messenger RNA of Panonychus citri (citrus red mite), 552 nucleotides long. RefSeq lists its product as uncharacterized. The transcript is spliced from 2 exons. The record is from RefSeq and is a predicted model, not a curated record. Lineage: Eukaryota; Metazoa; Arthropoda; Arachnida; Trombidiformes; Tetranychidae. The coding region runs from base 36 to 518 and encodes 160 amino acids.
CCAAUUUUUUUGACCAAUUCACUGGAUUUCAUUUUAUGGAUUUUUGUCCAUCACUGGAAAGCGCUUUCUUCCGUUGUUGGGCAGAGGAUAUUUAUGUAGAUGAAUCGGUAAAGAAUUACAAUCUAAGAGAUUUGGUUAUCGAAUGUCAUUCUAAUUGUUUUUCGUGGGCAACACUACAAAGACUACUUUCCAAAUUUCCUAAUUUACAUCAUCUUAGGAUCAGAGGUAUCGGUGUAAUUAAAGACAGUAAAUUAGAAGAAUUGGUAAAAUUAUUACCUGAGUUGAAGAUAUUGGACUUACGGAAAUAUAAGAAUGUGAACCACAAAUCAGCUGAUUUUCUGUCCAAAUAUUGUAUCAAAGAGAAUCGAUCAAUUGUAAUUUAUCACAACUGCAAAAAUGAACCCACUGAAUGGCCUAAAUUGGUGAAUACUCGCGAACAAAUUGUCUACGGAUUCGAUUUCAUGAAACAUUGUUUCUACAAAAAAUUCAGUUGCCUUCCAGAUCUCAUUGAUGAAUAAAACGACCGACUUGAAAUAAUUUCUCAGCCACCAA